UCAUUGUUUUAACUUCCCGUCCGUCCACUACUUUGAUUUGUUUUUCUAUAUCCAGUCACACUUUUCUUGCAUUCAUCUGUAUUAUUGCCAGUUCUUCAAAAUCUUGCCGGUCUAAUCCCUAUAAUCUUGAAUCUGCAUCUUUAUCCACUCUAUCCUCUGUCGCUCCACGCGUUAAAAAAGUAUGGUGGUAAAUUGUGCAGUGCAGCCGCCUUCAUGUCCGCCGACAUGUCCGCUCCAUCCGUGAGGAAUAAGAAGUCAUUUGCUCGGAGCUACAAGCCAAGCGUCAGGAUGUGUAUUCGAGAACAGAGGGAUUCCAUAACCAUGUCAUCUCCAGAGAUGUGCUGGCCCGUGCCGAUGCCGGCCAUCGGGGCUCAGAACCUCCUCACCAUGCCAGGAGGAGUUUCCGCGUCGGGAUAUCUCCACAAGAAGGGAGGCAGCCAGUUCAGCCUCAUGAAAUGGCCACUGAGGUACAUCAUCAUCCACAAAGGCUGUCUGUAUUACUUUAAGAGCAGUACCUCUGCUGCACCACAGGGGGCGUUUUCUCUCAAUGGCUACAACAGAGUGAUGAGAGCAGCAGAGGAGACAACGUCCAGCAACGUGUUUCCCUUUAAGAUCGUCCACUUCAGUAAGAAACACAGGACGUGGUUUUUCUCUGCAGCCAGUGAGGACGAGAGGAGGAAAUGGAUGCGACACCUGCGGAGGGAGAUAGAUCACUAUAACGAGAGAAAAGAGUCCCACAUUCCGAGUGACUCUGACUCAGAUGCAGACAGUUUCUAUGGCACGAUUGAGAAGCCCAUGGAUAUUAAACACCACGUGGCUAAUGCAGAAGAUGAAUAUGGAGAUGAUGACGAUGAAGAUGACGAGGAUGACUAUUUGGAGCCAGACAGUGACUGUUCAUCGAUAUCGACAGGUCGACCUGCGGGGCCGCCCCCCUCCUACCCCCCUCCCCCGGUGCCGGUAUCGUUCCACCUCCGUCAAGAGUCCAGUCCAGGCUUCCACAAAGGCCAGCCUCCUCCCGUCCCGCCGCUUCACAGAAUCCCAACCAGCCCGCUCCCCAAAAAGCCCCCGCCCUUUGUCCCCCCUCCCUCCAUACUGAAGGACUUUCACAAAGGCACGCCCCCUCCUCUCCCCUUCGCCCCCCACCUGCACAAAGCCGUGUCUCUCGUCCCCCCAACUCCUCCUCCCCCCAAUGCAAAGAGAAUAACCCAGUGCAGGGCGACGUCCGUUGGGGGACCCGGGAACGACCGGAGAGACUGGAGGCCUGUGCCGGCCGUGUUGGUCCAAACCCCCGCCACUCUGCCUAUCUGUGACCAAUUAGAGAGCAGGAUGGUCUUAAAUGGUCCCGCCCACUGCUCCCUUAAUGCUGGAGGGAGCCAAUCAGUGGGCAACAACCACCAUGGGUUGAUGAACAACCACCGUGGCAAGCCGAGCCUACCUCCUCAGUAUAACAUUGGAGGGUCCUCGCUCAGGCCCGUGAUGUCAGAGUCCCUGUCCCUCAGCAAGACCUCCUCCAUUCACCCACCAAUGCCUGGCCACCUUCCGCCCUCUCCUCUACUUAAACAUGGACUACACAAUAAGCCAGUGAUUCCCAAACUUCCUCCACCUACACUCAAACCCCCGCUGCCUGCAGCCAAGCCCAAGCAAUCAGGAACCCAGCUGCAAAGAGCAUCUCCAGAUGGCCAGAGCUUCCGUUCGUUGGGAAGCGAGACGCCAGUGGAGUUCAGGAGGAAACGAGACUCGUCCAAACACAGCGGAGGAGAGGAGUCUGACGAGGACUAUGAGAAUGUGCAGCUGCCAGACUCUGUGUUUGUUGAUACCACUGAAACCAGCUUCGUAGAAAAGAUGUUCAGAGAGAGCUACAUCCCUCCACAGGACGGACUGUACUGCAUCCGAAACUCAGGAUCCAAAACAUCAAAGGUGCUGGUGGUGUGGGAUGUCAGUAUAGGCAAAGCCAGAAACUACCGACUGUUUGAAGAGGAGGACCGCCUGUUUCUGGACAACGAAGUCACCUUCCCCACUCUGUCAGCUGUGAUCGAACACUACUACAGUCAUCCUCUUCCUCACCACGGCUCGCUCUGCCUGCAGAAGCCUUACACAAAGACGUAAGGCUGCUGAUCAACGCAGUCAAACCAAAGAGGAACGGAGAGUCGGGCCCUCCUCUGCAAGUGAACUCCUUCUCCGUCAACCAACUGCUGUGGAUAUAAACUCACUCAGACAGAAGAAAUAACUGUCACAGUAUACCAGAACUGAUCAUGCCUCUCACUGUUCAGUGGAAAUGACCAUAAAGCUUCAUGUUAAACAGCAACCACAGUAACCUUUCUAGAAUUCUGACUGCUAGGACACCAGGUAUUUAUUAGAAGGAAAAAAACAUUAGCAAUCAACAGUUAAUGGAACAUAAUUGACCUUUUCUUUAACACACACAAGACUCUUAUCUUAACAAAGCAAGCUGUCCUAAUCCUCCUCUGUGCACUGAAAACACAAGUUACUGUAAAUACAAACCAAAAUACAUACCUGUUGAUCAGUGUCAAGAAUCUGAAGAAUCAGUGUCAACAGGAAACUGUGUAAUGAUGUAAUGAUACUGAUGAAACACAAUCCAUGAGCCAGUGUGGCCAUCCACAAGGAUGCAAUGUAUUUUGCCCACAAAGGGGCGCUAUCACACCAAGUGACAAAAAAAGAAUUCCAAUCUAGCCUCAUCUGGCAUGUGGGUUUAGCUGCGGUUCCUUUGGGUCUGUCCCAUUGCGCCCACACUUGUGCUGCUUGGGUAGCAGUCAAGUCCCUGCUUGUGUGACGUGUUUCAACUGCUAAAAGUGUGAUGAUGUGACACAGCGAAGACCAUCCUGCCACUCAUGACAAUACAUGACUCAUUCAAUGCUCAGGUGGUUUUAUACAUUUUUUUUUUUACAUAAAGGACAAUGAGGUAGAAUCAUCCAAUCAGCAUUAUUGCUACAUUCAGAUGACAGAGAAAGACAAACUAACAUUCAGAAACACCUAUGUGUCUGUGCAUCAAAUAUAUAUCAUAAAUCACAGGAAUCAUCCAGAAAAAACAAUUGUCUUUGAAACUACUACAUAGGAAAAUCCUUAGCAAAAGUAGAAUAAUAUGAAAUGGUGAUGUAUUACUCGCCCCCGAAUUAAAAAAAGUAAAAAUUGUAUCGAUGCCUACAAAAAAUGAAAAGGGAGUUUGCAUCAACAGAAAUAAACUUACAAUCAAAGCCAGUUAGACAUUUGUUAAAGAAAGGGAAAACUGUCAAUAAUACUAACAAAAUACAUAUCACUGAUUAUUAACAAAGUAUUUAAAAAAAAAAGAAUAAAUCCCUUAGAUGAUAGAGGUUUAAUAGAAACUAGAACAACCGCCACCAACCAGUCAUACUGCAGUUUACAUCCAUGUCUGUUCACAAAACUUCACUUCAUCAUUUUAUCCUUUUGUGUGAAAUUGUCAUUAUUAGCAAAUGAAUUCUUGAGUUUUGCCAAAAACUGUCACUGUCACGUUUACCAUGUAUCAUAGUGUGGAUGGGUCAUGUUUGAGUAAGUUGUUGAAAUGCAAAGCCUGUUUGCACGUAAAGUACUAGUAUGAUCUGAAACGUGGGUCUAGUGUGUUGUUCUCAUAUGAAAGUCAAGCACAGGGACAUUUCCUCAAAUAGAUGGCUUUAUUUGUGUUACAAGUAAUGAUAGCCUUGAUAUUGACUGUUUAACCGAAACCCGGAUGAGUAAAUGGAUGACAUUUAAAGUGAAAUGACAUUGUGCGCACUGUGCACACUUGUAAUUACCAUCUGGAAUGACAGACAAGACAUCAGUAGAUUGUCCUGGAGGAAGGUCAUCUCUGUGACUAUGAGAUUGUGAAUGUUUGGAGCACGUCUGUACACAAUGCCCGGAUCUUUUUUUAUUUUUAUGAUUUAAUGAUUGGGAUCAGCAUUCAAAAAAUGCCAAUGAUGCUGCCCAAUCUCUUUUAAGUUUUUUCCUAAAGGAGAGUAGUUUAUAAUGCAGAAGAUGCCUCCGUCAUCUAAAUCAUUCCUUCAGAAAGAAAUAUUCCAACAUGUCAUAGAGACCUUUUUUUAUGUCUGUUUAUUAUCGGCAGACCUAAAAAUAACAUGUGGGUGCUACUGCCAACAACUGGACCAGUGUGGGACUGUUAUGAGAGGAACGCACCGUCUUUAUAUAUUUCACAGAUCUUCAGCCUCUCGUCCAGUCUAUGUACAUCAAUUAUUUGUGUGUUAUCAAAGGGCAACAUCUCAUUUAUUUAGUGUGCAGAACACAUGCACCAAGUACAAAAACUGUAAUUGCAAUUUAAGCAUCCCAAGGGCUUGUAACGCUUCAAUAUUAUGUACUUUUUCUUGCAAGUCCUUGGAGGGUAGAAAACACCUCACAUAUUAACAAGAAAUGAAACCAGACAAUACAAAGUGGUGCAAAUUGUCAGACUGAACAUGAAGAAAUUUGUUUGUUCUCAAAAUUUGUUUGUUCUCAACUGCGAAAAUGUUGACAUUGUGCAAUUACAAUUUGCACAGCACUGACUUCAAUGUAUACAUUUCUAUAUAUUUAUAUGUAAAUGCUGUAAGUACUGUAAAAAAAAAACAUGUCAAAAUGUAAAUAUAUUGUUUUUCUACAUAAAUAUAUGUUGAGAGUGUAU
Anoplopoma fimbria (sablefish) is the source of this 4621-nucleotide messenger RNA. It is a transcript of the gene sh3bp2, whose product is annotated as SH3-domain binding protein 2. The transcript is spliced from 13 exons. NCBI's taxonomy places the organism in Eukaryota, Metazoa, Chordata, Actinopteri, Perciformes, Anoplopomatidae. The record is from RefSeq and is a predicted model, not a curated record. Gene Ontology annotation, molecular function: SH3 domain binding. Gene Ontology annotation, biological process: signal transduction. Bases 214 to 2106 code for a protein of 630 amino acids.